This is a messenger RNA of Sparassis crispa, 858 nucleotides long. RefSeq lists its product as hypothetical. The record is from RefSeq and is a predicted model, not a curated record. NCBI's taxonomy places the organism in Eukaryota, Fungi, Basidiomycota, Agaricomycetes, Polyporales, Sparassidaceae. The transcript has a single exon. Bases 1 to 858 code for a protein of 285 amino acids.
AUGCGAGAUCCUGAAGAAAUAGAGCAAAUUCUGUCAGAAACUGCUGAAGGCGACAAACCGGAGAAAUUUGAGAAAUUGGGCCUCAAACUUGUGGAUCCAUUCUGGAGAGAGUUGCCUCACUGCAACAUAUUUGCCUGCAUUACACCAGACAUUCUCCACCAGCUACACAAGGGCGUCUUCAAGGAUCAUCUCGUGAACUGGGCUACCAUGUGCAUAAAUGACAUGCAGAAAGACAUCAAGAAUAAGGACCAGGAAGAGGAGAUUGAUCGUCGCUUCAAGGCCAUGACAACUCACCCAGAUUUGUGUCACUUCAAAAAGGGAAUUUCCUUGAUCUCACAGUGGACAGGUGCAGAAUACAAGAAUAUGGAGAAGGUUUUCCUUGGUGUCAUUAUGGGAAGUGUCGACUCUGCCGUUCUUCAUGCCGUUCGUGCCGUCCUCGAUUUCAUUUAUUACGCUCAUUUCGAGGUGCACACCGAAGAUUCCAUUACAAAGCUCGAAACUGCCUGGAAGGCCUUCCAUGUGAACAAGCAUGUUUUUGUUGACAAGGACAUUAGACAAGACUUCAACAUCCCAAAGGCACAUUCAGCGGAACACUAUGGAUGGUCCAUUCGCAGUCUCGGAACAGUUGAUGGUUUCAAUACAGAAAACUCAGAACGUCUCCACAUCGACUUUGCAAAGCGAGCAUACCGUGCAACAAAUAAGAAGGCAUAUCUCCAGCAGAUGACCACCUGGCUCACAUGCCAAGAGGCUGUCCACAAGUUUGAUGCCUAUUUGCAGUGGGCUGAACUGCCACGACUUAAACCUCAGAACCAAAAUUCCCAGAACUCGCCUUCCAUCUUUGUCAGUUAUGAAAGAUAA